Messenger RNA from Drosophila bipectinata, 4272 nucleotides. RefSeq names its product Leucine zipper and EF-hand containing transmembrane protein 1 (gene Letm1). Gene Ontology annotation, biological process: intracellular monoatomic cation homeostasis. Lineage: Eukaryota; Metazoa; Arthropoda; Insecta; Diptera; Drosophilidae. The record is from RefSeq and is a predicted model, not a curated record. Gene Ontology annotation, cellular component: mitochondrial inner membrane. Gene Ontology annotation, molecular function: calcium ion binding; ribosome binding.
AAACAAAAACAAUACCCAGAUCGCGCGAUAUCAUGCCGAUGACGUCGCUGCCUAUAUACUAGAUGUUUAUUAAUUGUUUAUAUACAUGAGGGCGUGUGCGUGAGCGGCCUUAUGCUGGUGUUUCUCAAGCACACACAUUUUCUUUACACAUCAAACAAGUGCUUGCUGAAAAUUCAGAAGAACAAGAAAAAAUCAGCCCCAUCGCCGCAGCUAGGAGCUAGGAGCUAGGAGAAACGAAAGCAAAGGCAAAGCCAACAAAGCGCAACAAAACAAAACGAAAGAGAAACAAACAAUAACAACACCGAAAGACAGAAAACCCAAAGAUACACAAUCCGUAGACAGUUAGUCGGAAAUUCAAAAUUACAACUGAAAAAUCUUUGGAAUCGGAUUGGCAGCCGAACCGAGCCCAGCCCCGCCCCCCUCACCUAAAUCGGAAACAUGAACGCCCUGCUGCGCCACAAGGGAAGGAAUCUGCGAACGAAUUAUCUAGUUCAGAACUUUUACAAGCGCUAUGUCAAAUCCAAUUGUUGUGCCUGCAGCUCCGCACUCUUCACAAAUGGCCCCAACGCUCCUCAGGAACGACAGCGAAGAUCCCUGUCAACAUCCGCCAUAGAAACAGAUCGGUUCAAUAAUCGGAGAUUCCUGUCACACGUCAGCUAUGGAUACCACUACUCCGGCCACGGUUUCCGGCAUCUGAAUACCAGCCGGCCGACCUACGAGACGCCCAGCUCGAAGAUCGAUGUGACGGUCAAGAAGCUAAAGAACCAGCAGAAGGAGAAGGUAGACGAGAUCAUGAAGGAGGUGGCCAAUGGUCAGGUGACGGCAGUAGCAACCAGCAGAGCAGCUACCGCCACUGCCUCCUCAGAUGAAGACCAAAAGGAGAGCAAAGCGGUCAAGGGCGAGGUAGAGACGGCAACGGCAACAGCAACGGCAACCGCAACAACUGUGGCUCAGCCGGCGGACAAGACGGUGGCCAAGCCAAAGAAGCCACUGCGGACACGCAUUUGGGACGAGCUGGUGCAUUACUACCAUGGCUUUCGGUUGCUAUUCAUUGAUGUGGCCAUCUGCUCGAAGCUACUGUGGAGGGUGCUCAAUGGCAAGACCCUGACGCGGCGCGAGAACAAGCAACUGCAGCGAACCACCUCGGAUCUGUUCCGACUGAUCCCAUUCUCGGUGUUCAUUAUUGUGCCGUUCAUGGAGCUGCUGUUGCCGGUGUUCAUAAAGUUUUUCCCGGGAAUGUUGCCCUCCACUUUCCAGACGUCGAACGACCGACAGGAGAAGUUGCGUCAGUCACUCGCCGUACGUCUUGAGGUGGCCAAGUUCCUUCAGAAGACACUCGAUCAGAUGCCCGUCCAGCACAAGGAGCACAGCAGCGAGGAGGCCAAGCAAUUCGAGGAAUUCUUCACUAAAAUCCGUAAUCCCAGCGAUUCCGUUAGCAACGAUGAGAUCAUCAAGUUCGCAAAGCGGUUUGAUGACGAAAUCACCUUGGAUUCGUUGUCACGCGAGCAACUGGCGGCUCUCUGCCGAGUGCUGGAGCUGAACACAAUCGGUACCACCACGCUGCUGCGGUUCCAGUUGCGGCUCAAGCUGCGCUCGCUGGCUACCGAUGACCGGGUGAUUGCCCGCGAGGGAGUGGACUCCUUGGACCUUUUCGAGCUGCAACAGGCAUGCAAAGCGCGCGGAAUGCGAGCCUACGGUCUUACGGCUGAGCGGCUACGAUUCCAGUUGAAGGAAUGGAUCGAUCUGUCAUUGAACGAGCAGGUGCCGCCGACGCUUCUCCUCCUGUCGCGAGCCAUGCUCAUCUCUGACGACACCAUCACCACCGACAAGCUUAAGGAGACAAUGCGGGUGUUGCCAGAUGCGGUGGGCGCUCACACACGACAUGCCAUCGGAGAGAGCGAAGGCAAGGUGGACAACAAAACCAAGAUCGAGAUCAUCAAAGAAGAGGAGCGCAAGAUUCGCGAAGAACGCGAGGAGGAGCACGAGGAGGUUAUCGCCAAGCGAUCCGCCAAUAAGACAGAUGAAACCGGACCCUACGUCUUUCCCGAGAAGUUGGCGAGAGAGAAGCUCAAGGAGGUUUCAUCGGAGUUACCCGCGGAUAAGGGCAUAUCCUCCACGGAUGUUCAACUGCUGUCGGAUGCUCUGAAGACCCUUUCAUCAGAUAAGCAACUGGUGGUGGAGAAGGAGACGAUCAAGGAGCUGAAGGAAGAGCUGGCCGACUACAAAGAGGACGUGGAAGAGCUUCGAGAAGUGCGGCAGGUGGUCAAGGAGCCGGUGCGCGAGAGUCGUGCGGCCAAAAUGCUAUACAACCGAGUCAACAAGAUGAUCUCCCAGCUGGAUGUUGUGCUCCACGAUCUUGAGGCCCGGCAGAACCAGAUCAAGCAGGUCGAUUCGGGUGACUAUGUGGUUUCCAGCCCGGAAAAUGACGAAGCACCCCAACAAAUGGUGCACAUUGACGAGCUGGUCUCCACCAUCCGGCGCAUGAAGGAGGCCUCCGACGAAGAACGAUUUAAGGUGGUCGAGGACCUGCUGGUGAAGCUCGAUGCGGACAAGGACGGAGUAAUUUCGGUGCAAGAAAUCACCAAGGCGGUCCAGAGCAUCGACAGUGAGGCCACCAAGAUCGACAAGCAGCAGCUGGCGGAGUUCACCGAGCUAUUGUCCAAACAGGCUGCCCGGAAACGCACCGAGGAGAUCGUUCGCAUCGACGAUCUGAUGAAGAACAUCAAGGUGCUCAAGGAGACCAGCGACGAGGCCCGACUGAAGCACAUUGAGGGUGUGCUGGAGAAGUUCGACGCUGACAAGGAUGGCGUGGUGACCGUCAAUGACAUUCGCAGGGUGAUGGAGUCCAUUGGUCGUGACAACAUCAAGCUUAGCGAGAAGGCCAUCGAGGAGCUCAUUACUCUACUCGAUAAGGAGCAAAUCUUGCAGGCCGAACAGAAGAUCGAGAAGGCCAUCGCCAAGAGUAUGAAAGAGGCUGAAAAACUAAAGUAUGAGGUGGAUAAGACGGACAAGGAGCUGACCAAGCUGGUGGACGAUAUUCAUGAUUCCGCUAAAGAGAUUCAGGACAUUGCCAACGAACUGGGUGCUACCGAUGACACUCUCACUGACAAAGCAAAGACUCUGAAAGCUGAGCCUGCUUUCGAAGACACGGCCAAAACGCUUAAGGAUUCGGCUGAGAAGCUAUGCGAGCCGGUACCAAAGGAGACAAAUUCAAAGCCCUGCAGCAAUACGUCAGUGAAGCCGUCGGAUUCGAGUCGGAAGACUGGCGGUGGACCUGGUUCCGAAGGAAGUAGCGGCGUCGCUGGUGGAUCAACAACGGAAGCUGUGCUCCGGGAAGCCGCUGAGCGGCAAGUGGAAAAGAUUCUGCCCUCCUCAGACAUCGGUCUGCCGCCAACGAUACAGACACCCCAGCCCCCGACGACAAAGAAGGCCACAGCGAAGGCCUCGACCCAAAAUCUGUCAUCGACGGUCAACGCCAAGAAGCUGCUUUGACCGGCUGCCGGGAAGGAAUCGCAAGUAGGAACGGCUGGGAAAAAGCAAAGUCCAAGCCCCAAAUCAAAUCCGAAGCAAAAGUAAUGUUUAGACGUGAUCAAGUUAAGAAGGGGGCGGAGGUUGCUGCCCAAAUGUCCCUUAAUGUUCCAAUUUGAGAAAGAAUUAAUUGUACUGCAAAAUAUAAACCGAGGGAGAAAACUGAAACGAUCUUGCGACUCUGUAUUUAACUGGGUCCUUGUCCUAGCAGGGAUUCGGAUCAGGAGAGUCUGCUCUACUUAACGCGUGGCUGUAGUAACGUAACUUCUCUCAGUAAGGCACAAAGCAGAAAGUAAUUUAAAUACAUCUGAGUAUCCGCGCACCUAACCUAUAUAUCUUGAUUUGUAACUCCCUAGAUCUACCGCAUAAGUUUAUAUAAUUUACAAACUCGUCCUUUAGCUAGAUCCGCAAUAUGUGCUAUGUACCUCCCAUUCAUCCAGCCACGUCGGUGGCGGUGAACGACUUCCCUUGGCCUCAAACAAUAUUAGCGAAGCUAUUGUGAUUUUUAAGCGAAAUGUUAAUUUACGAUUUAUACAUCCUACUUCUACUACUUCUACUACUAUGUAUUUGCAUCAAAACAAAUGAAUUACACUGUCCGGUUUUGUAGACAUAACCGCAGUGGCGACGAGAUAUUGAAAUUAAAUUGAAACCACGUGAUAAAUCUAAACAAUAAUGUGUGUGCUUGAAUGAAAUAGUUGAGGAGAAAUUGUAAAUGUUUCACAAUAAAAGUUAGUUAAAAAACAA